Molecule: messenger RNA, 3207 nt
Organism: Sander lucioperca (pikeperch)
Lineage: Eukaryota; Metazoa; Chordata; Actinopteri; Perciformes; Percidae
Gene: gpr31
Product: G protein-coupled receptor 31
Exons: 2
Coding region: 448-1407 (319 amino acids)
Biological process (GO): G protein-coupled receptor signaling pathway
Cellular component (GO): membrane
Molecular function (GO): G protein-coupled receptor activity
Source: RefSeq, a predicted model, not a curated record
ACUACGUCCAUCUCCUUGUACGCCUACACGUACAUCUGCCAUUAAUUCCAUAGGGAUCCAUAUCUGCGUACUCCAAGGAGAAUCAUUUCCUCAGUCUAUAGAAGGUGGAGCUAAGAGCAGAGGGCUGACCUGACAAACUCAAACUCAAAGAAGCCGUGAACCAUUUACUCUGCACACUGAGAGAAUCACUGCCACACCUGAUACGGACCCUCUCAAAACAGGACAUUCCAACCUGAAUGACUUUGGAAAAAAGAAACACACGAGGAUUUAAACUGAAGACAUUGAGGAAACUUGUUUGGCAGGUUUUUUUUCUUCUGUUUUUAUCGGGUGAGACUUCAUGUGGGAAGUGAUUUCCUUGUCCGUUUAGAAAUACAGUACUUGUGCUCUAGAUGCAGAGCUUGUAAUUCAUAUUUGCUAAUUACCUGGCAAGUGUAUUUGACUAUUCAAAUGGCGGACGCUACUGCAACCAACCCAUGUAAUGACAUCUGUGUGGCCUCAAACAAGACACUGUAUAAAUUCUAUGCAGCUGUUACGAUUGUGAUUUUCAUCCUGGCUUUGCCUCUGAAUGCAUCUGUCCUCCACCUCUUCAUAUUCAAGCUGAAAUUCUGGAAAUCCAACUCCAAUAAUGUCUUCCUUUUCAACCUGGUGUUGGCUGACAUUCUCCUGAUCUUCUGUUUGCCCAUAAAGGCAUACUUCUACAUCCAAGGAGACAGGAGGAUUGUGGACGAAGCCUUUAACAAAGCUAUGCUCUUCAUGUUGUUUUUAAACCGAGGGGGAAGCAUUGCCUUUCUGACCAUGAUUUCCAUUGAUCGAUAUUUUCACGUGGUACACGUUGGCCGAAGGAAUCUCCUAAAAGUUCUCAAGAAAUCGGCUCUGAUCUCGAUCCUCAUCUGGCUGUUUCUUGUGCCUCUCACCAUCCCCACCAUGCUCAAGAAUUUUGAUUGCUGCCGCAUCACAAAUGAAGACAAGACAAUGAAGGAAGUCGACAUUAUACGAGAAUGCAUCUUCUUUACCAAGAUUGUCAUCCCUUUCAUCAUCCUGGUGUACUGCACGGUGCGUAUCGUCAACAAGCUGAAGAAACAAACAAUCGGGGAUACAACCAAGCUGAAGAGAGCAGUCUUUCUGGUAACAUGCGUCAUGGUGGUCUUCUCCUUCAGCUUCCUCCCUUGCACCAUAGCCAGGAUGGUUCUGCUGAUUGCACAGGAGGACAAAUUUAAUGUGGUCUCUGACGGCCUCAUGGUUCUCUCCUUCAUAAACUGUUUGCUGGAUCCGCCGGUCUACUGCUUCUCUAGCACCAAGUUUAAAGGUCUUUAUCUCUCUACUUAUUUCCCAUUCCUUAUAAAAAAAGUGCCAUUGCAAAACUUAAGGGUAAGCACAAUACAACGUCCGCGCAACGAUAUUAUUUGAUAUGAAUGGAAAAAGAGGCUGUUUGUCUGUGUAGUGACACAUGUCCAACCCAAAACGAUUACUACCUGAGACUGACAGUGUGUCCCAAAAAAAUCAUGAAUCAUGCCUUUUUUUUUUAACCAGACUAAACGAUACUUAAUCAGACUUAAUCACAGAAAUUCCACUGUGCAUGAAUAAAUUACCUGCAUGCUCUCCCUCACCUUGAUGAUAUCAUCGAGGUAAUGAUGCAGUGAGUUAGGGUAUGUCUCUUGGUCACUGUCUGGCUAUAAAUACAGGGCUUACUCAUUUUAAGUAAUCAACUAGCUGGGGACUGGUGAUUUUAGGCUUAAUUGAAUGUAAAUUUGACUCAUCUGUGUGUUAAAGAUGCAACAUUGUGUACUGUAUCAUAAGUCAUUGCUUUGUAUUCGUCACAGCAUUGUUUGAACGGUAAAUGGUAAAUCACUGCAACAAUACAAUGAGACUUUGAAUUUGUUCUGUGGAAUAUUAUGCAACUUCCUUGUCGAGUUGAAUCUAUCAUGAAUCAAUUUGGGAACACAUCUGAGGAAAACCCUCGUCGGGUAUUAUAGAUUAUCAAGACUGAUGCAUACUGAUAUACUGAAUACACAACCUAUCUGGCUCUGCAAAUGUCACAUCUGUACAACUGACAAUGUGUGUCUACAAGUAUGAAAACACUGCAAAUACAAAGACAGAGUAAAGACAGCAACACGUGUCUUAAGGUCACAUAUAGUAUGACAUACUACUUUGUCAUUCAGUUGUAGAGAUUUGACCUGAGCAGAGCUGUAUGUUCACAGUAUAUUUCAUUUGUUUGUCUGUGACUUCAUUGUUCAUUCAACACAUAUGCUUCAUUCUUGUUUUCACUUUUGUAUCCACCUUAAAAGGUCCCAUAUUCUAAAAUGUGAGAUGUUUUUUUUAAUUAAAAAAGCAGGUCAAAGUGCUAUAUAAAUACUGUGAAAGUAUCAAAACGCUCAAUCCACAGAGAAAUCCACACAGCCUGUAUUCAGAAACUGUGCCUUUAAACGAGCUGUCAGGACUUCCGUACAGUUCAGAUAUCACAACCGUAAUAUAUAUAUAUAGAAAGCUGCUACAGUGCCGUUACAGUCAUUCCCCGGCUGCAAUGACGGUGCAGAGAGCACAGAUGCACAAGACCCAGAAAUGCUGACCAAUCAGAGCAGACUGGACUUUUUUGGGAGGGGGGCUUAAACAGAGUCACCCUCUGUAUACAGGUAUAUUCAGACAGACAGUAUGAGAAAAAUAAUGUUUAUUUGAACAUUAAAGCAUGUAAACAAAAACCUGAAAAUGAGCAUGAUAUGGUCCCUUUAAAUGCUAAAUGGUGUUUUGUUUCAAAUAGAAAUAGGUAACGUUUGUUAUUAUAUGACUACUAUAUGCUACUAAAAAGGAGUUAUAAUAAUUUCAGGGUUUAUGACCCCAUAAAACAGUUAAAUAGAAGGGAUUAUGGAUGCAAACAUCUUCUGAAUUGUUAUGAGUUGUAGAUAUAUACAUUCACAGAAUGUGUUCCUAUAACUAUGGUCCUAAUAUUUGUCCCAACAGUUGAUAUUUAUUAUAAGUGUCCCAAUAAAUGCUGUAAAUAUAUUGCCCUCAACCAUCACUCAGUUGAGUGAAGUUGUCAUUUUUGUAACAGAAAUGUUUAACAGAGCAGGGAUCACAUUGAGAGACUGACACCUUUUAUAACUCAUUUUUACAGGUGGUACUGUGCAAAUACUUGUCUUGUAUUUUAUGUGUUUUUACUACUGCUGUAUUAUGUGAAUGUAUAAAUAUAUAUUUUUUAUCUUUGGGAACAUU